This is a messenger RNA of Spirodela intermedia, 7688 nucleotides long. The record is from the annotation of a GenBank genome assembly. Lineage: Eukaryota; Viridiplantae; Streptophyta; Magnoliopsida; Alismatales; Araceae.
AUGGCGGAGAGGAGGAUCCUUCCUGUUCUCUCAUCCGCCUCUGCUGUCGGAGUUUUUUUGCUCUACUUGUGCUGCUUCUUCCCGGCGGCAUUGUCUGUCAACGUUACCUACGACCGCCGGUCGCUCAUCAUCGAUGGCCAGAGGAAGCUCCUCAUCUCCGCUUCCAUACACUAUCCUCGCAGUGUCCCCGCUGUGAGUUCUCUCCGCGCUCCGUGUUAGUCGUCGUCAUCUUCUUCUUCUUCUUUUAAGUUCUACGGCGUGGUUUAUAGACGGAUUGAAUGCUUUUGAAUGUGGAUGACGAGCAGAUGUGGCCAGGGCUUGUCGCGGCAGCCAAAGAAGGAGGCGCCGACGUGAUCGAGUCGUACGUCUUCUGGAAUGGCCACGAACCUUCUCCUGGCAAGGCGAGUAUUAUCCUUUUCGUAUUGUCUGAGAAGAGCGCUUGGUUUGCGAGUGGAAACUUUGACGAUGUUCUUACCCUCUCAACCCGGGAAUGUAGUACUACUUCGGGGAACGAUUCAACCUGGUUAAGUUCGCGAGAAUCGUCCAGGAGGCGGGGAUGUACAUGAUCCUGCGCAUCGGUCCGUUCGUGGCAGCCGAGUGGAACUUCGGGUUUGUACAUUCACAACAAGAUUCCCUCUCGACUCUCUCAUAGCUUUCUGACGAAAUAAAUACUGUGGAAUACAGCGGAGUGCCUGCUUGGCUGCAUUAUAUACCCGGGACGAUCUUCAGAACCGACAGUGAGCCUUGGAAGGUGCUUCGUCGUCUAUCCGUCUCUGAUCAUUUGUAAAUGUGCUUGAGGGAACUUUUUUAUAAGUAAUUGUUUAAUGAAAUAAUGGCGGAUGAAGAGAGAUGACAUCACGCAUCUUCAUCGCAGACUCACAUGAAGAGCUUCACGACCGUCAUCGUGAACAUGAUGAAGAAGGAGAAGCUUUUCGCUCCACAGGGGGGUCCUAUCAUCCUGGCGCAGGCACGUUUCGACCUCUUCCUAGAUGAGCAACUCGAAGUGCCUAUAUUCUGACUGUAAAGCUGUAAAACUAUGGUCCUAUCUGCUCGUUAAAGAGUUUUAACGUAGCAGCUCACAAGUUGGAUAAUAAUCUACAAAUAGUAUGCUCCCCGAAAUCAUCAUAAUUUUAUAUUUUUCCAUGCCAUCCAACUUUUCUUGCUAAUUCCCUUGAUGAGUCGUGUUGACUUUUUAACUAUUUCCAUUUCUGAUGAGUCACACAUUACUGAUGAAACAAUAAAGAAAUUGAAAUAGUUUCUACUCGAGGCCAUGUGUGACUAAUGUUUCAUCAAUAAUGCGACAUGAAAAGAAAUAAAAUAAAAGGGUAUAGAGCUAGAUUUAUCAGGUGCAUUGAACGUGUAUAGCCUUUGUUUCCUACUUUACAAAGACUACACCUGUCAUUAUUUUUCUGUUAAUUUAAAUAGAUAGGAACAAAUUGAGACCACAUGUAGCUCAAAGACUAAACAAAGAUUAGCAUAGAAAAUCAUGCUGCCAACAGUAGUUGUGGACAGCAUAUUAGCCGAAAUCUGCCUCAACUCUGCUAUCGAUAGGAUAGUUUGAAGAAAAUGGUGCUGGAUAUUUUCAAGCAUCUGAAGAGUUUUCGAUAUAAGAUUUUUCCUUCACAGAACAGGAAAAUUAUGAGGUUUUCGGAUGGAUAGGUAGAUUUUCUUGGGUAUCUAACUUUCCUUUAGAUCGAGUCUUUUUCAAAAUCACCAUGUUCCUAAUUACGAUUCUUUCCCGUUUUCUUCUUAUAAGUUUUAACCAUUAUUUGAGGAACAGAGCAUCCUAAAGUAAUUAUUUACAGACAAAACUUAUCCUGAUAUUUAUCUUCACCAUUUGAAUGAGCACUAACUAAAGGUACAGUGGUUGUGAUGACAUGCUUUCUUUUUUAUGGUAUAUUUAAUUUACUAUUACUUUCCUCUGAUCACUAAAAGGGCUCAGGUUUUAUCACCCAUUGAACUGCGAUGUCUAUUUGGAUUUCUAACCAACCAUUUUACAGAUCGAAAAUGAAUAUGGUGACACUGAAGCGGUUUAUGGAGAUGGAGGGAAACGAUAUGCAAUGUGGGCUGCAGCUAUGGCUCUUUCUCAGAACAUUGGUGUCCCUUGGAUAAUGUGCCAACAAUAUGACGCCCCUGAUAAUGUGGUUAGGAUUUGUUGACUUGUAUAUAUUAUGUGUACAAUUCAUGCCAUGCUACAAUUUGUGCUUUUAUUUUAUAUGAUCAAUUUAUGUAACUGUAGUGUUUUCCAGGAAGUUUGUGCUUGGGAAAAUCUACAGAUUUAGAAGUAGUGAAUCUGUCAAUAUAUUGUGCAUGAAUACGGACUCAUAUUUUAGGGUAUUUAUAUCUGUAGUUUCCGAAUUAAAUUCACUGUCUUCGUGUUUGAGUUAGUUUUCUCUACGACAGGUUUGGUUGUAUAUUUUCAGGCAUUGGUUAUGACCUGUUUCUCAUUGUCUCCUUUCAGAUUAACACUUGCAACUCCUUUUAUUGCGAUCAAUUCUCUCCUAAUUCUGUCAACAAGCCAAAAUUUUGGACUGAGAAUUGGCCUGGAUGGUAAUGAUCUAUACGAUUACCAGAGCUUGUGGUUUGAAAUGCAUUUUUGUUUCUAGGCAUACAUAGACAGGCUUUCUGUAGAUAUUGUCAUAAACAAGAGCGCAUUGGUCCACAGUAUGCUUCCCAAUUCUCUUGUGGUAUAACUACUUAACCUUAUUCUUAAUCUUGUCAGGUUUAAAACCUUUGGGGCAAGAAAUCCUCACAGACCUCCUGAAGAUAUUGCAUUUUCUGUAGCUCGGUUUUUCCAGAAAGGCGGUAGUCUUCAAAAUUAUUACAUGGUAUUCCAUGCCUUGAAGAUGAUGACCUUUAUUAACCAAUGGCGUUGCAUAUACUUAUGUUUCCACUGUAGUUCGACCUUUUAAAGUGGAUUUUAGAUUUUCUAAUUCUUUUGAAUAUUUUGAUUGGAUAUAUUCAGUACCAUGGUGGAACGAACUUUGAUCGCACUUCUGGGGGUCCAUUUAUUACAACUAGCUACGAUUAUGAUGCCCCAAUUGAUGAGUAUGGUGAGUAGUUAAUCGUUUACGUAACAUAUUGGAGUUUAGAGAUGUUUUGACUGAAAGAACUCAGAUUUGUGUGCAUAAUUUGCUGUAACGUGAAUUUCUAGGAUUGGUGAGGCUUCCAAAGUGGGGACACCUCAGAGAUCUACAUAAAGCUAUAAAACUGUGUGAGCAGGUAUUGCUGUAUGGCGAACCAACGUUUCUCUCCCUCGGUCCUCUGCAAGAGGUAUGAUCUUCUGCCAUCUGUCCUGGUAUGGUGAUUAUGAUCAUGCCGUAUAUCACAGCUUUCUGUUAGCGAGAGAAUGAAGUAAGCCCGCAAAGUGCUUUUCAAUUGAAUAUGGUUUAUAUUAGAUGAUCUUAUUCCGGGGUUUAAGUGAUAUGUUAUUUAUGCUUCAAUUUUCAUCUUCUUUUUGUGUAAAAGCUUGACACCAAGCUCAAUCAUACAAGAUAUGGACGAAAAAGAACACCCACAGCAUACCAUAUUGCUUAUGAACAUUGUAGAUCGUAUGACAUCCACCAUUUCCAAACUGGGUUCCAUAUCGUAAAUGAGUACGGGGAACGAUGCUGCGUUGCGAGAAACCCUAAUGCCAAUUAUGGAUUACGAGGUCGGUCCUGCUCAAUUCCACUCAUUCGCAUUGAACUAUUUCCUCAUACCUCCAACUCCAGUAUAAAUUAGGAUCAAGUGGGCUGUGUUAAGACUUAAAAUAGGGUUCAAAAUUAUCUAGAGGAAAUCUGUUGUUACAAGAGUGUUAAAACUUUAAUAAAGGAAAUCUGUAUUUCCAGAGGGUUUUCAUUGUUUUGAUCCGGCCUGUUUUCUAUUUUCGUUUUCGAAACAACUUGAUCUCGUAGUCAGUUCGUCAACGUCUCCCCUGAAUACACCCUUCCCAGUAAAAAAAUAAAAAUAAAAAGUAGUUAGUAAAUGGAAAAUUUGAAAAUCUAUUCUCACUUUAAUGCAACGUCUGUAUAUAUGAACUAAUUCACUAUGCCUGCAUCUUUCACUUUGGGACCUUCUUCUACAUCUAAUCAAGCCUUGCUGUGGAUCAGCUUCCAGCUUGUGAUUUACAGUACAAUCAUCGUUUUACAACCUUUUGUUGGAUUUGUAGAAUGCCUAUCAUUAUCUAUGCACAUCACAAUUUUUUAACUUACGAUACUAAACAAAUUCUAAUCUUAACGUUUUCACAGGCUGAUGUUUUUACAGAUUUAUAUGGAAGAUGUGCUGCAUUCAUUUCUAACAUGGACGCAGAAAAUGACAAAUACGUGAUUUUAAGGAACAGAUCAUAUCUUAUUCCCGCUUGGUCUGUCAGUAUUCUACCAGAGUGCAAGAAUGUGGGAUUCAAUACUGCAAAGGUGAUUUAUUAUUUUUUCUUUUCGAACUUUUAUACGGUGGAGUCAACAUCCUUGUUAUUGAUAUUAAAUGUCGGCCCCUUGGAUGUAGCUUGACGAAAUUUUAUGUUCGAACUCAAUGGCCUUUUGAGUAGUUAAUUACUGGUUAGCAAGAAAUGUUAUUGAUGAACUCUAAGUUACCAUUUAAUAAUUUCUGCCAAUAAUUAACGCACCACUGUUUCAUAUGACGAACUCUUUUUUAAAUGUUAUUUCCAGGUUGGGUCCCAGACUGCUAUUACAGAAAUGAUACCUGAAAAUAUCAAAAUUUCUGGAUGGGAUAUCUUUGUCGAGAAGGCAGGGAUUUGGGGAAAGGCUGAUUUCUCCAACCAAGGAUUUGUGGAUCAUAUUAACACCACACGCGAUUCUACUGAUUAUCUUUGGUACACGACAAGGUAUCAUCUUCUACAUCUGAAUUAUUUUCAACGAAGGGUCGUACUUCAACGUUGUCCAUAAUAAUUUACUUUUUCCUCGGCAUUAACAAAGGGGAAAGAUUGAAGAUUAUGUGGUUGCUCGGAAUACUCUCUACACUGCAGGAUGGUACAUUUUAUGGUGGUCUUUAUAAUGAAAUUCCCCAACAACUCUACGGUGAAACUGGGCAAAAAAGUUCAGGCAAUAACACUCCACGGUGGUUUUUAUAAUGAAAAUCCCCAACAACUUUCUUGGCGUUCACUUGUUACAAUAGCAUGUCUUUUUUAAAAAAAACUUUUUACUCUUAGGGAUGGAAAAUUUAGAAGGAACGCAACGAUUUUGAGAAGAUUGAUUUUUUUAAAAUAGAAAACGAUUCGCGUUCCCAGAAACUGAUGUACUUCUUGCCUGACUAAAUGGCAGCUUGCAUGUUGAUGAAAGCGAACUCUUAGGAAAUGGAACCUAUGAAGUUCUUGUUGUUGAGUCGAAGGGUCAUGGCGUCCAUGCGUUCUUAAACCAACAGCUCCAAGGUAAUUUUAUCUGAUUAUUUUUCCCUGGGAAUAACUGAGUAAAAUAUUGAAUAUGUGACAAGCUAUGGUGUUUCCGUCUUAAAGAUUCAACUUUAAGUAGUGCGGGAUUAGUGUUCCUUCCAUUACUGAAGAAGAGAAGCUGGCUUGGGUGUCAGCAUAGUCAGUUCCAUAGUGUAAUAUCAUGAAGCUGCAUGAUGCACUGUGGUAUCAUUCAUUAUGCAUUAUUUUUUCACAUGUGGUAGAAACAACAUCUAAUCUUUCGGAGAUCAUUUUUUCGUUAAAACUUGCUUUAAUAUCGAAAUUCAUCUUAUGCCGUCAUCCAAACAGAUGUCUUCCAAGUUGUCAUUGCUUCAUUUUUCUUCCUUAUGUAGUAAGUGCAUUUGGAAACGGGGGAAAUUCAUCUUUCAAGAUUGAGACUCCCAUUCAUCUGAAACCAGGGAACAAUGAGAUUGCUUUUCUGAGCAUGACAGUUGGUUUACAGGUAAGCUUCAUACGUGACUUAUGCUACUUGUAACAUCUUAAUGUAACGAUUCCUGGGCACACAGCUCAUUUAAAAAUAAAAAAAGUGUAUGCCCUCUUCAUGAUCAAUUUUCUAUUUCCCAUGGGUGAUAUUCAUAGAAAUGGAAAAUAUUUUGAUGUUCUUCAGUGAUCUGCAAUUAAUUUAUCAUACUUGAAACCUGUAAAUAAUUUGUUUACUCAAGAAGGAUAUCCAGGGAAAUUACGUCACUUACCAUCCGCGUGAAAUUCGAAUUCCCUAUGAAGAAUCCAAUGGGACAUCUUCUAGUAUCAAGUCUGGUGGAUCAGUUUUUCUGAGAUUUUAUUUUCAAUGGUUCCUUCAGAAUGCUGGGCCAUUGUUUGAAUGGACGGGGGCAGGGCUAACCAGUGUCAAGAUAAAUGGGUUGAGAAACGGAACAGUGGAUCUGUCUUCGAAGAGUUGGGUGUAUAAGGUAAAUUCCAUAAAUUCUUCGCACAUUUAAAAUAUCUUCUAGAAUUUUCUGUGAAGUAAUUUUUCUAGAAAAAGUCCUUACAUAUUUAUUGGAAAAUUUAUUGAUGUCGCCUAGUAUGAUGCUCAUCUUAUUUCUGGUAGAUUGGACUACAAGGUGAGAAUCAACAGAUUUACAGCCCUAUGAACAACUUCGGCUGGACAUCAACGUCAGUGUUGCCAAAGAACCAGCCCCUGACUUGGUACAAGGUACUCUUUUCCCCAACCCUUUCUAAUCUUAAUCAAUAUACCCUUGUUUUCAAUAUCCAUUUGGAAUCAUAAUCAGUAGGAAGAAAGUCGUCGAUCAUGGGCCUCCCGAUGAUAUGGGUCAUGAUUGACUUCUCUCCUCCCAGCAUCAAGCUCAUGAUAAGUGGGCCCUUUAUUCUCCUGCCAUCUCUCUUACGAGACCACCAAGAUCUUCCGCACCCUUGUUAUGAUUUCGUUAAUUAUCCUAUUUCAAUUCAUAAAACAGAAAAGUUUAUUCUGAUGACUUGGCAGGCGACCAUCAAUCCACCCGACGGAAGUGACCCGGUUGGGCUGGAUAUGGCAUCCAUGGGCAAGGGGCGAUUGUGGUUGAAUGGAAAGGCCAUAGGGAGAUACUGGCCGAGGAAAAGCUUAUCAUCCGAUGGAUGCCCAGGCACUUGUGACUACAGGGGGAAGUUUUACCCAGAUAAAUGCAACACUGGAUGCGGCGAGCCGACUCAGAGAUGGUAAAACUCUCUCUCUCUCUCGCUCUCUCUGUGAUCUUACUGAUAUUGAUGGGCUUGCCCUUUUGGGCAGGUACCAUGUACCAAGGUCGUGGUUUCAGCCGUCGGGAAAUACUCUGGUGGCAUUUGAGGAAGAGGGGGGAGACCCGACAGGGAUCUCCUUCUCGAGGCGGGUGGUGACCGGCAUCUGCAACUUCGUUCGGGAGGACCACCCCGUAAUGGCCCUGGAAUCGCAGCAGAAGACCGGCGGCGCUGGCGAUGGCGGCGACCCUGAAGCGUCUCUCCGGUUGGCCUGCCCCGGGAAGGCAGCCAUCUCCGCCAUCCGGUUCGCCAGCUUCGGUACCCCCAGCGGCGUCUGCGGUUCUUUCCUAUACGGAAGCUGCCACUACGCCAACUCCAUUUCCGUGGUGCAGAAGGUAAUUUGCAGAAGCUCUCUAUCUAUCUAUCUAUCUAUCUAUAUAUCUUUGUGUACAUUUAUUAGCUCCUGUUUCUCGGGAACUUGAUCUCGUGCUCUCUGCUACAGGCAUGUCUAAGCAAGAGAGAGUGCUCCAUCACCUUGUCGAGGGGGAGCUUCGGCGAGGACCAAUGCCCCGGCGCAGUCAAAGCUCUAGCCGUAGAGGCGGCAUGCAGCUAA